This is a messenger RNA of Daphnia pulicaria, 2363 nucleotides long. Its product is annotated as long-chain-fatty-acid--CoA ligase 1-like. Gene Ontology annotation, cellular component: endoplasmic reticulum; membrane. NCBI's taxonomy places the organism in Eukaryota, Metazoa, Arthropoda, Branchiopoda, Diplostraca, Daphniidae. The record is from RefSeq and is a predicted model, not a curated record. The transcript has 9 exons. Gene Ontology annotation, molecular function: long-chain fatty acid-CoA ligase activity. The coding region runs from base 169 to 2262 and encodes 697 amino acids. Gene Ontology annotation, biological process: long-chain fatty acid metabolic process.
AUUCGCUUGUUGUAGUAGUGGCCCGUGUUCGUGGUGGCCAGAAGGUGCUGACGUUUUCAGUUGGUCCUGGAACAUACGAGUGCUACGUACGUACCAUUUCAUCAUCCCGAUACUGCAGCAGUGUAUGCGUUUUGUUUUGUUCGUAAAUUAUACGACAAAACUUCUUUCAUGUUUGCUGCCGCCACAGACGAGUUUGCUCACGACAAGGAUGAAGAACAACAAUAUUAUGAUUUCAUCAGCGGGGCGGCAGGGAUGUUGGCCAUUGCUGGAAUCGGAGUGGCGGCUGCUUCUGCAUAUUACUGGGCCAGGAAGCCACGUCCAUCCCAACCGCCUUUUGAUCUCCAACAUCAGACGAUUGUCGAGGGCCCAGAAUUGAUCCACUAUUCCAGAUUCACACAAAAAGGCAAUGGAAUGAAAUUUAUGCGCUAUCUCUACGAAGAUACCAAGACAUUGUACGAUGUAUUCCCGCGCGGAGCGCGAAUCUCAAACAACGGGCCUUGCUUGGGAUGGAGAAACGCCACAACCAAGGAAUAUCAGUGGAUGAAUUAUAAGGAAACCAUGUCGCGCUCUCAAAAUUUCGGUUCCGGUCUGGUGGCUCUUGGCCUUAAACCCGGACCGGACACUCUGGUGGGCGUUUAUAGUCAAAACAAUCCCGAAUGGGUGUUGAGCGAAUAUGGUCUCUACAGCAACUCCAUGGUCGUCGUACCGCUUUACGAUACUCUGGGUCCCGAUGCUUCUCGUUUUAUUAUCAAUCAAGCUGAAAUGUCACUUGUUAUUUGUGAGAAUGAAGAAAAAUGCAAGUCCUUGCUCACCGAUACGCCCGUCUGUCUCAAAAUCAUGGUUCAUAUCAAACCGAUCUCUAAUGCAACCGUCGAGUUGGCAAAAAGUAAAGGCAUCACCACCUUGAGUUUUGAAUAUGUGGAAAACCUUGGAGCUCAAAACAAACACAAACCUACGCCCCCCAAGCCGGAGGAUUUGUGCAUCGUUUGCUACACAUCAGGAACGACAGGAAAUCCCAAGGGAGUCAUGUUGACGCACGAGAAUGUGAUUGCCGACGCCAGCGCCAUUUUACUUCACAUGGGCGACGAGAAACCCAACAAGACGGACGUCAUGAUUUCCUUCCUUCCACUGGCCCACAUGCUGGAACGUAUUUCACAUUUAGUUCUCUACAUUGGAGGGGGUUCGAUCGGCUUCUUCGGGGGUGACGUCCGUAAUUUGAUGGAUGACAUGGUCGCUCUUAAACCAACAAUUACGCCGGCCGUCCCUCGCAUAUUCAACCGCAUUUACGACAAGGUUCAAAGUGGCCUGAAGAGCUCGUCCGUUAAGCGCUUCCUCUUUAACACAGCCCUCAGCUCCAAGGAGAAUGAUCUGCGGCGUGGCAUUAUGGGGAAAAACACCAUCUGGGACAAACUUGUUUUGAAGAAAGUCCAGGAUGCAAUGGGCGGACGCAUCAGACUUAUUGUUGUGGGUUCGGCUCCACUAGCUGGGGCUGUCAUGACUUUUAUGCGAUGUGCCCUCGGAUGUGUCAUCAUUGAAUGUUACGGACUAACGGAAUGUGCCGCCCCGACUACUCUCACCGUGAACGGAGAUUUCACCCCAGAACACGUAGGCACGCCAAUUCCUUGCUGCGCAAUCAAAUUGGUUGACGUACCCGAUAUGAAUUACUUUGCUGCCAGCGGCCGUGGUGAAAUCUGCAUCAAGGGCACCAAUGUCUUUAAAGGCUACUUUAAAGAUCCUGAAAAGACUAAAGAAACUAUAGACAAGGACGGUUGGCUUCACACCGGUGACAUUGGCACCUUUUUAGACAACGGAACCUUAAAAAUCAUUGAUCGCAAGAAACAUAUCUUCAAGUUGUCACAGGGCGAGUACAUUGCUCCCGAGAAAAUUGAGAGUAUAUACAUGAAGAGCCAGUACGUUGCACAAGUCUUCGUACACGGUGAAAGCAUCAAGUCAUGCGUCAUUGGAGUAAUUGUACCCGAUGAAGAAUUCAUCAAACAGUAUGCGGAAAUCCGGGUUUUUUUCGGGAGCUUCUCCGUUCUCUGCAACGUGGCUGAAAUCAAGCAGCUUAUACUGAACGACAUCACAGAACUGGGGAAAAAAGGUGGACUGAAAUCCUUCGAACAGGUCAAAGAUAUCUACUUGCACCCAGAACUCUUUACAGUUCAAAACGGUUUAUUGACACCGGUACUGAAAUCUAAACGUCCGGAUCUUCGUACUUACUUCAAGCGGCAACUUGAGGAAAUGUACAGCAAACUUGACUAACAAGAAUCUAUUCUUCUAUCUACAGCAUGUCCUGCAAUCUUAUCUGUUAUUAUAUUUGCCAAUCUUUUGAUUUGCCGAAUACAAUAAUUGCUACAGGGAAA